CCGGUCGAUAGACCUAAAACGUCAACGUACCCGUUUGUACUAGGCCACAUCCUAGACUCAACAAGGUGCAUCGCAGUAAAUCUCAGAUGCUAGCUCCACGUUUCAUAUUCCACCAAAAACGUUACUUUGCCCUCUCAGCACACUAGGACAGCACAAAGUAGUUAUCCCGCACAUUAAUUAAUUAGUUGGGCGGCAAUGGCCCAGCUUAAAGUCGCUAUUAUCGGCCAGAGUACGUUCGCUGCGGAAGUUUAUAAACUCCUCAAGCAAGAUGGUCAUCACAUUACGGGAGUUUUCACGGUCCCUGAUAAGUCCAAUCGGGAGGAUCCCUUAGCUGCGACAGCUAAAGCUGACAACACCCCAGUCUUCAAGAUCAAGGCCUGGCGCAGCAAGGGCGUGCCUCUCCCCGAGAUUCUCGACCUCUACAAGAGCAUCGACGUCGACCUGAACGUCUUGCCGUUCUGCACGCAGUUCAUCCCGAUGGAAGUUAUCGAUCACCCAAAACACAGGAGCAUCUGUUAUCACCCAUCGAUACUACCCAGGCACCGGGGUGCCAGUUCUAUCAGUUGGACAUUGAUCGAAGGAGACAAGGAGGCAGGUCUCUCGAUUUUCUGGGCGGACGAUGGUCUCGACACGGGUCCAAUCCUCCUCCAGAGGAGGUGCCCGGUGGAGCCCAACGACACCCUGGACACUCUCUACAACAACUUCCUCUACCCCGAGGGAAUAAAAUCGAUGGCGGAGGCUGUGAACCUCGUGGCGGCGGGAAGGGCCCCCAAGACGCCUCAACCCGAGGAAGGCGCGACGUACGAGCCCCUCCUCAACAAGAAGGAGCUGCAGAGGGUCGACCUGACGAAGUCGGCGGCGCAGAUCCACAAUUUCAUCAGGGGAUUGGACAGCUCCCCGGGAGCGUGGACUCUCCUCAACGGAGAGGAGGUGAAGGUCUACGGGUCGACGCUCUGGGGGUCUGCGAAGCCCGAGGGCGAGGCCGUCGAGGUUGACGGGCACCUGGGGGUCGUCCACGAGGGGGGACUGCUCAUCGCGGCGGGGGCUGGGGGCUUCGUCAACGUCGAGAAGCUCAAGGUGGGGAGCAGGACCUUCCGCGCUGCCAAUUUCGGGAGGGAUGACGAAGGAUUCGCCAGGGUGGAGUUCACUGAGGACGAGAGGGAGGCUGUGGAGGUCAUCAAGGACAUCUGGAGGAGCAUUCUUAAUGUCGAGGUGGAGGAGGACACGGACUUCUUCGCUUGUGGAGCGGGUUCCAUGGACGUCGUAAGACUAGUAGAAGAGGUAAAAGACCGCCUGAACAUCGCGAUUCAAAACACAGACGUCUUCAUGGCCCCAGUAUUCCUGCAGUUCGCCUCGGCGACGAUUCUGACGGGACGAGGAGCGGCAGCGGCCGCUGAAAUAAAAUACGACGCUGUGGAGGUCAGGGCCAACAACCUGGACAUCAAGUUCCCCAGGCAAUUGUUCAUCGAUGGUAAAUUCGUCAACGGUCGGGGCAAACCAAUCCCGUCCAUCGAUCCACACGACGAACACGUCAUUUGCGAGGUGGAGUGUGGAUCCCCCGAGGACGUCGAUCUCGCUGUCCAGGCGGCGAAGAGGGCGCAUGAGGAGGGCGAGUGGAGCAAAAUCAGUGCGAGGGAACGAGGCGCUUUAUUAUUCAGGCUGGCAGACCUGAUGGAGCAGCACAAAUCCGAGCUAGCGACAAUCGAGAGUAUCGACUCAGGCGCGGUGUACACCCUGGCGUUGAAGACCCACGUGGGUAUGUCGAUCGAGACCUGGAGAUACUUCGCAGGUUGGUGCGACAAGAUCCAGGGCUCGACGAUUCCCAUAAGCCACGCCCGCCCCAACCGCAACCUGACCUUCACCCGAAAAGAGCCCAUCGGGGUAGUGGGUCUGGUGACCCCCUGGAACUACCCCCUGAUGAUGCUCUCCUGGAAGAUGGCGGCGUGCCUGGCAGCGGGGAACACAGUUGUGAUGAAGCCUGCGCAGGCCUCACCCCUCACAGCUCUAAAAUUCGCUGAGCUGUCGGUUAAGGCGGGGAUUCCCCCUGGAGUUAUCAACAUCGUUCCAGGCGACGGACGAGUCACAGGGGCUUCAAUCGUGAAGCACCCGCAGAUCCGCAAGCUCGGCUUCACGGGUUCCACCGAGAUAGGCCAAGCGAUAAUGCGAGACUGUGCGCUGAACCUGAAAAAAGUGUCCCUAGAGCUCGGGGGCAAGUCUCCCCUCGUCAUCUUCGACGACUGCGACCUCCAGCAGGCGGUGAGAGUCGCCAUGAGCGGUGUCUUCUUCAACAAAGGCGAGAACUGCAUCGCCGCGGGGCGGAUCUUCGUCGAGGAGUCCAUCCACGACGACUUCGUCAGGCGAACGGUGGAGGAAGUGAAGAAAAUCAAAAUCGGAAAUCCCCUCGACAGGGCGACGUCGCAGGGCCCUCAGAACCAUAAACAGCAUCUCGAUAAGCUCCUGGAGUACGUCGAGAGGGGGGUGAGGGAGGGGGCGACCCUGGUCUACGGGGGGAAGAGGGUCAACCGACCCGGGUGGUACUUCGAGCCCACGAUCUUCACCGACGUUAAGGACGACAUGUUCAUCGCUAUCGAAGAGUCCUUCGGACCCAUCAUGAUUAUCUCGAAAUUCAGCGCGAGGAAUGUCGCUGAUUUAAUCAAGAGGGCCAAUGACACUGAGUUCGGACUCGCCUCGGGGGUCCUCACGAGGGACAUCAGCAAGGCUUUGAGGUUCGCUGAGGAAAUUGAGGCUGGAACCGUUUUUAUUAACACUUAUAACAAGACCGAUGUCGCCGCACCCUUCGGGGGGUUCAAGAGGUCUGGUUUCGGAAAGGAUUUGGGGCAGGAGGCGCUCAAUGAGUACUUGAAGACUAAAACUAUUACGAUUGAGUACUGAUUACUUCAAUAUGAGAAAAAAAGAAAAAAAACGGAUAAAAAAUUAUCAAACUGCGAUUUUUUAAAUCACAUUGUUUUAUUGAACUAUUUUUUUCUCUAUUGAACUGGUAUUUUUUUAGAAAAUUCCAGCAAAAGAAAUGAGAACAUUCAAAUUGAGGAAUUUCCUUGGAAUGAUUUUUUGAUAGAAUUUUUUUGAACGUGAUUUUGAAAUGAACGUGGAAUUGAUUUUUUUUUUCAGUUUUAGAGAAGAAAACGAAAAAACUGGAGAUAUCAUCAAUAGGUAUUGUUCCAUCCAUUAAUUUUAAGGCAUUCCAUGUUUAACUUAAGGCACAUCGUAUCAUCUUAUUUUUAAUAAAAGAUAUUUAUGAAGGCAGUUUUUAUUAAUUCUUGUAAUAAGACCGAUGUCGCCGCACCCUUCGGGGGGUUCAAGAGGUCUGGGUUCGGAAAGGAUUUGGGGCAGGAGGCGCUCAAUGAGUACUUGAAGACUAAGACUAUUAACGAUUGAGUACUGAUCUUCAAUAUGAGAAAAAAAAGAGAAAAACCAUCAGAUAAAAAAAUUAUCAAAUCGCGAUUGUUUAAAUCACAUUAUUUUAGUGAACUAUUUUUUCUCGUCUCGUUAGAAAAUUCCAGCAAAGGAAUGAGAAACUUUAAAUUGAGGAAUUGCCUCGCAGUUAAUUUCGAUAGAAUUUUUUUGAACGUGAUUUUGAAGUGAACGUGGAAUUGAUUUUUUUUUCAAUUUUGGAGAGAAAAACGAAAAAACUGGAGAUGUCAUCACCUAUUGUUCCAUCCAUUAAUCUUAAGGCAUUCCAUGUUUAACUUAAGGCACAUCGUAUCAUCUUAUUUUUAAUAAAAGAUAUUUAUGAAGAUA
This is a messenger RNA of Diachasma alloeum, 3759 nucleotides long. Its product is annotated as mitochondrial 10-formyltetrahydrofolate dehydrogenase. Gene Ontology annotation, cellular component: cytoplasm. The record is from RefSeq and is a predicted model, not a curated record. Gene Ontology annotation, biological process: biosynthetic process; one-carbon metabolic process; 10-formyltetrahydrofolate catabolic process. Bases 196 to 2892 code for a protein of 898 amino acids. Gene Ontology annotation, molecular function: formyltetrahydrofolate dehydrogenase activity; aldehyde dehydrogenase (NAD+) activity. NCBI's taxonomy places the organism in Eukaryota, Metazoa, Arthropoda, Insecta, Hymenoptera, Braconidae. The transcript has 8 exons.